This is a messenger RNA of Orbicella faveolata, 1005 nucleotides long. RefSeq names its product nociceptin receptor-like. Gene Ontology annotation, cellular component: plasma membrane. Gene Ontology annotation, molecular function: G protein-coupled receptor activity. NCBI's taxonomy places the organism in Eukaryota, Metazoa, Cnidaria, Anthozoa, Scleractinia, Merulinidae. The record is from RefSeq and is a predicted model, not a curated record. Gene Ontology annotation, biological process: G protein-coupled receptor signaling pathway.
UUAAUGCCAGUGCCUUCGAUAGACGUCCAAUUUUAUCGCACUGCCUGGAUUUUGAUCUUCAGUCGAUGGAGAUCUUCAUCUCUGUCGUUCUAUACAGCAUCAUUGCGGUGGGUGGUUCGUUAGGCAAUACGUUGGUUCUUCUAGUGAUCUGGCGAACACCAAACUUGAAAACUGCUUGUGGCGUGUUAAUCGCGAACUUGGCGCUUGCUGAUCUGCUAGUCACAGCCGUGGCAAUUCCAAUUGUGAUAUCACUGAUAAUACAGGGUUCUGUGCCGGUUUGUUCCUUGAAUGAAUCUAUGUUGGCCGCGAUAAUAGUUGGUCGUUGUUCUUGUGCUGCUUCGCUUCUCAUAUUGGCAGCCAUGAGUAUAGAUCGUUGUUGGGCGAUCUGCUAUCCUUUUCAUCACAAAAUUCAAAUGACUUCAUCGAAAUUGAAAACAGUUUUGCUGUUCAUCUGGCUCGCUUCUUUAAUACUUCCCAUUCUGGAGGUAGUUUUUCGACGAGAAAGCCUAUCGGACAGUGUUUUGGUAGUUAAGCAAUUACAAAGAUUGGGAAUUCUCAUCUGCUACUUUGCCAUCGUGACAAGCGGUCUGGUCACAUUUACAACGGUACGGUGUUCCUCCUCGAAAAUAGCUAACCUACACAACGAAGGAAAUCACAACCGUACAUUGGCAGAACUGCGCGAAAGAAAUAAACAAGUGGCGAAGACGAUAACUUUAGUUGUGGUUGCCUUUUCCAUUUGCUGGGUUCCUAUCAUUUACAUCGGCGCAAGAUUUAUCGACCAUUACAGCGUGUUACACUUCUGGGGUGUGUUGCCUGGCUUCGCCAACUCUGCAGUUAAUCCGUGCAUUUAUUUUUACCGACAAAAGAGUUAUCGGCAGGCGUUCAAGGCAUUGGUUAGCUAGAAGUUCGUGAUUUGCAAGCUCGCCUGUUUCAAGACUGAUGGACCGUUUAGUUUUAGAACAAAGGGUUGUGUCUUAAUUUAUCGGAUAGUUAAAGGCGCUACGU